UUCAAGUCGAACGUUCUGUGGCAAAAGGCAGAAACAGGAGCAACGGAAGGGAAAGGAAAGGAAAGCUGAGCCAAGUCGAAAGCAGUCCGAGUGUAGUCCGAACUAGAGCCACUUUGUUGUCGCGCAAAAGAUGUGCGAUACCAGCAACAAGCCGCAGAAAUGGAAAUGUGAAAUAUGCACCUAUGAAAACUAUCCAUCCUCCCUAAAAUGCACAAUGUGCCAGGCGUCCAAGCCGCUGCUGAACGAGGAUAUAUUUCGUCUCAGUCCAGCGCAGACCACACACGAAAACUAUAUUGCGGAGGGAGCGGCAGCUGGUCUGCCCGUCUGCGAGCCAACAUCAACGUGUUUUGCACGCCAGCAGCAGCAGCACCAACCACAACCACAGCAGCAGCAUCCGCAGCAGCAACAGGCCAGGCAAAGCAAUGUAGCUGACAGCGAGAAAUGGCCAUGUAAGGUGUGCACCUAUCUCAAUUGGCCACGCAGCCUGCGCUGCGUUCAGUGCUGCACGAAACGUGGCGGUGCGGCAUCAGAGUCGUCUGCCACAGCUGCGGACAGAGAUUCCACCGAUUGUGUGGAUCGGGCUGGUGACGCACUUCAAGCGUUGCGCAUCAGUGGUUCCGACACGGAGCUAAAUGCACGUGGUGGCUCCAUCAUUGAUGCGGCGGCGGAGAACAUUAGCAGCGGCAGGCAACUGAUAGGCGCAGCUGCCUCAAAUUCGAAUAGACGUAACCUCAGUCCGAGCAUGGAUCAGCAGAUCUGCAGUAAUUCCACGCAUCUCAAUAACUUGGCCAACACAUCCCAUAGCCAACAACCGCAACAGCUGCAGCUGCAGCAACAACAACAGCAGCAGCACACCAACCAGCAGCAGCAGCUGCAGCAUCAACAGCAACAACAAAACUCGCAGCAAAAACACUGUUAUGUGGCCAAAUGGGCUUGCAAUUCGUGCACUUACGAGAACUGGCCCAAGAGCCUCAAGUGCUCCAUGUGUGGCAAGACGCGCGAAAUUAGCGGUUCAGGAUCGCAGGGCGAUUUGCAUGCCUGUGCCAGUAUCUCAGGCAGCAACAAACAGUUGAACGUGCAGGAGGAGCAGCAACAGCAGCUGCAGAACACUGACACUGUCAGUGUCAACAACUCGUUCAACAAGAAGCAUAUUUACCAACUAGGUUCUUCGGAAACCAUCAACAACUGUGAUACGCUGCAGGAGCGCCAGGAGCGUCGUCAGCGUCAGAUCAGGCGUCAGGUCGACUGGCAAUGGCUGAACGCCUGCCUGGGCGUAGUCGAGAACAAUUACAGUGCCGUCGAAGCGUAUUUGUCGUGCGGCGGCAAUCCGGCACGUUCGUUGACCAGCAAUGAAAUUGCAGCGCUGAAUCGUAACUCGGCCUUUGAUGUUGGGCAUACGCUGAUCCAUUUGGCUAUACGUUUUCAUCGCGAGGAAAUGUUGCCCAUGCUCUUGGCACAGAUCUCUGGCUCUGGGCCGGGUAUUAAGCGUGUGCCGUCUUAUGUGGCGCCCGAUCUAGCAGCGGAUAUCCGUCGUCAUUUUUCCAAUACGCUACGCAUCCGAAAAUCCGGCCUGCCCUGUCACUAUGUGCAGAAACAUGCUACCUUUGCGCUGCCCUCGGAAAUCGAGGAGCUGCCCAUACCCAUACAGGAACAGCUGUACGAUGAGCUGCUCGAUCGCGAUGCACAGAAACAGCUUGAGAUGCCGCCACCGGCUCUGAACUGGUCGCUGGAAAUAACCGCACGUCUCAGCUCGCGUCUGUUGGUGCUGUGGAAUCGCAGUGCCGGGGAUUGCCUGCUCGACUCGGCCAUGCAGGCCACCUGGGGUGUUUUCGAUCGCGACAACAUACUAAGGCGCGCUUUAGCUGACACCCUGCACCAGUGCGGUCAUGUUUUCUUUACGCGCUGGAAGGAGUAUGAAAUGCUGCAGGCGUCAAUGCUACACUUUACACUAGAGGAAUCACAGUGGGAGGAGGACUGGAGCACGCUGCUAUCGUUGGCUAGUCAGCCGGGCUCUUCGCUAGAGCAACUGCAUAUCUUUGCCCUAGCCCACAUCCUACGACGGCCAAUCAUUGUCUAUGGCGUCAAAUACGUUAAGAGCUUUCGUGGCGAAGACAUUGGCUAUGCCCGUUUUGAAGGCGUCUAUUUACCAUUAUUCUGGGAACAAAACUUUUGUACAAAAUCACCCAUUGCGCUGGGUUACACUCGGGGACACUUCAGCGCUCUGGUGCCUAUGGAACCAUUCUCUCGCAUCGAUGGGCGUCGCGACGAUGCCGAGGAUGUUACCUAUCUGCCGCUAAUGGACUGCGAGCUUAAACUCCUACCCAUACACUUUUUAUCGCAGUCGGAGGUUGGCAAUGAGGAGACCAUGAUGCGUCAAUGGUUGGACGUGUGUGUCACCGAAGGUGGGCUGCUGGUUGCGCAGCAAAAGUUAUCCAAACGUCCGUUGCUUGUUGCACAAAUGCUAGAAGAGUGGCUGAAUCAUUACAGACGUAUUGCACAAGUGAUAACAGCGCCGUUUGUGCGUCGACCGCAAAUUACUCAUUAUUCGAGCGAUGGCGACUCGGAUGAGGAGUAGUGGGGAAUACAAUAGAGCAGGUCAAAGGUCUUCUCAAUGGAAUUUCGCUUUGGUUAAUGAAUUGGAAAUGGAUUGAUUGGUUAAAACAUAUUUAUAUAUAUAUAAAUAUUUUAAUAUGGUAGCAGGCAACAGUUGAAAACGGUUGAUUUGACUGCAAUACCAGCUCCUAUGCACAUGCGGUUAGCUAAUUGGAAAAUAUUGAGAAAAACAAAAAUCAAUAUAUAUAUAUAUAUAU
Drosophila grimshawi is the source of this 2810-nucleotide messenger RNA. RefSeq names its product ubiquitin thioesterase trabid (gene trbd). Bases 131 to 2575 code for a protein of 814 amino acids. Gene Ontology annotation, molecular function: cysteine-type deubiquitinase activity; K63-linked polyubiquitin modification-dependent protein binding. The record is from RefSeq and is a predicted model, not a curated record. Gene Ontology annotation, biological process: protein K33-linked deubiquitination; cytoskeleton organization; cell migration. Gene Ontology annotation, cellular component: nucleus; cytoplasm. NCBI's taxonomy places the organism in Eukaryota, Metazoa, Arthropoda, Insecta, Diptera, Drosophilidae. The transcript has 8 exons.